Sander lucioperca (pikeperch) is the source of this 5316-nucleotide messenger RNA. It is a transcript of the gene adgb, whose product is annotated as androglobin. The record is from RefSeq and is a predicted model, not a curated record. Gene Ontology annotation, molecular function: calcium-dependent cysteine-type endopeptidase activity; oxygen binding; heme binding. The transcript has 35 exons. Lineage: Eukaryota; Metazoa; Chordata; Actinopteri; Perciformes; Percidae. Gene Ontology annotation, biological process: proteolysis. Bases 153 to 4640 code for a protein of 1495 amino acids.
UCGAGACCCCACCCACGUUAGGUCCGUUGCUUCGCAACGAGUAAACUCUCAAGAGCAGACCAAACCAAACAAAUGCAGCUCCUCCUGGGCAGGCUAACGCUACCUAACUUGUUCUUGGUCAAUUAGCUUUCAGAUUUAUUAAACCAAGUGCAAUGUCCAAGGCACAACCCAAGAAAAAGGAGUCCUCCUCCAGUAAAGUAUCUUUAUCCGACCGACAGACGGAAGCAGCGUCCCUAGUAGCCACUUCCUCUGAGAGCCUAGGAGGUGUCUGGAGAUGCAGAUUCCCCAAUUGGCCUGAGUGGAAUGAUGCAGAAGUCAACAAGGAGAAAUGGGACUCAAGUAAAGGAGCUGAAGAUGGAAAGACGAGCAAGAGUCACAAUGCUCCAUUUUUUGAAGAUCCUGAGGGAAAAAUUCCCCUGCCUCCAUCUUUGAAAGUGCACUCCUGGAAGCGUCCUACAGAGUUUAUUGCCAACAAAGGUCUCACCAUUGUUGAAAACCAAACAGCCUUUGACCUAAUCUCCCCCAAUGAUCAUCUGUUUUGCAGUGAGCUGAUGAGGUGGAUCAUCAGUGAGAUCUAUAUUGUUUGGACGCUGCAUAACGGCACAUUUACAGAACAAGAUGCUUGGAGACCUUGGGAGCACAUCUACUCGCUGUGUAAGGUGGUGAAAGGUCAUGAGCCGCUCUACAACAACUAUGGGAAAUACGUUGUCAGACUCUACUGGAUGGGUUGUUGGAGGAAGAUAACAGUAGAUGAUUCGAUGCCAUUUGAUGAAGAAAACAACCUUCUUCUUCCAGCCUCCACCUGUCAGUCAGAGCUGUGGCCAAUGUUGUUGGCUAAGGCUCUUAUUAAAGUGGCCAACACAAAUGUAGUGUCAGAGGGUUGCGGGCAGAUGGGCGAAUUGACCUUUAUCCACACCCUGACUGGCUGGAUCCCAGAAAUCCGUCCUAUGAAGUCUGUAUACUUGGGCAAAACCUGGGAUUUCUUACAAGACACCAUUCCCGUAUUUACACACCCAGAUGAGAGUUUGCCGGAGACCAAGCCACCGACUGCAGAUCCAGCUGCAGGGAGAGAUUCCAGCUUUAAUGACAGCAAGAGUCAGCUGCCAGAGAAAGGUAAAGGUUCCCCCGAGGUAGUGGUGUGUGCGAGCUACUACCCUUUACAGCCGCAUAACAAUUCCUGUGGGUUUGGAAAAAUGGCGAAUUCCUCAGAGUAUCUUCGUCAGUACGGCCUCUCCUUGCUGUACAGCCACAUUGUCCUGUUGACCAGAACCCGGGCAUGCCAGCUGGAGGCACCACCCAAACCUCCACCUAUACCCCGAUGGAAACUCAUCCGCCCGCGGAAGGAGAUCGUGGUCUCCGAUGAACCACAGAAGCUUCCUUUGUCAAAACUAGAACAGUUCAUUGAGGUUGCCAGCCCUUUUCUCUUCUACCGUGUCAAGAGCGGCGCUGGCCCCAUCCCGGAACUAGAGGCCAAGCAGAGUGCUCAGAGGAAACGUUCCUACGGAUCCUCUCUGGUGUGCAUUGCUGAGAGAGAGGAGACUGAAUGCCGAGAAGUCCUUGAGCCUGAUGCUGUUGAACACACCACUAACUCACCAAACAGCACAACAGACAAAAUAGAGGUUACUGCAGAGGACAGGAAGAAGGACGAUUACAUCUCCAAUGAUUGGCCCAACACUGCUUUGGAGAGGCCUGUAACUGUGGAACCCUCAGCUCCUGUCAAACCCAUCCUGCAGGAGACAUGGGUGGACCUGGAUGACUUUGCUAAAUGCUUUCAGACUCUCUUGGUAUUCCAUAAACCACAGAUCUACCCACAUCAUAUCCAUAAAUCUCAUUUUAAGAGCACCGUCUUGCCCAAAACAGGCACCAACUGUACUGGAUCAUCGACACACUCCACUGGUUCCCUCCUUCUGACAUCUACUGCAGCAAGCCCUGAAUGUCAAGAGGUGAGAGGCACUCACUACCUGUGUGUAGACAGCCUGCAGCCCCCCCAGAUCCUCAUCAGCUUCUCUGCUCUGCUUCCCUGGGGAGAUACAGCUGAGGAGAAAAAGGACAUGUCAGCAGCAUGUAGGGCUGCAGUUCUCAUCGCCCAGGCCCACUCCUGGACAAGCCUGCAGUCUCAGCUGCCAGUUCUUACCAUCAAAACCACCUCCUCAAAGGCAGCCAUACUUAACUUACCCCCAGGGCGGCAUGUCUUGUCCUUCCACACAAAGGCAACACUGGGCUACCACAUUCACCUGUGCAGCAAGACACCUUUCAUCUUUGGAGAUGAAGAAACCAUCAUGCCACACCUUUCCAAGGAAAGUGCUCGUUUCACUGAGCAGGCCUCGUCUAUAUUGAGGGCCCUGUCCAGAGUGGUGUCUUCCUUUAGUGAUGAGCAGGACCAGCCAGCAGCCAGAAGAACCCUAGAAGAGGCUCACUGCCCCCAAAACAUCAACACCACCCUGGGAAAAGAGGAACACCACAAGGUGUUUAACUCUGCAGUUUACACCAUGCUGUGUGAGGCUCUGGGCAGGAAUCUGACAUCAGAGGAGCGUUUUGCUAUACUGGCCCUCACAGCUGACCCUUCACUCUUGGCCACUGACCCCAAAACACACUCCCCUACAAUGGAUGCAGAAUCAAAGCCUCCAGAAAGCUGGAGAGACAGGGAGCCAACAGACCGCGAGGUCAAGGCAGUCACCAUUCUACAGGCUGGAUUCAAAGGGCACUUGGUGCGAGAGAUCUUUAAUGCCUCAAAACCAGGCACAAAGGAGAACCUCAGUGUAUCUAAGAUCCUUUUAGACAUGUGGCCGAAGGUUGAAUCAGAUGCAGAAAAACAUGCUGCCCUCUUGCUACGCUAUAUCAUUGACCACUCUGAGAGGAAAGCAGAGCUCUACUCCUGUCAGCAGGAUGAAUGGACCAGAGUCACCUUCGCUGAUUACUCUGUCUCUCUUCAAGACACAGCCAACUCCUGGGUCUUGGUUUUUAGAGAGGUGUUCCUGGUUCCUGAGGAGAUGGUGCUGGUACCAAAGGUCUACUCCCCAAUCCCUAAUUGUCUGCUGCACGUCAUAAAUAACGACACAGGAGAGGAGCUGGACAUGGUCUUCAACAAAGUAGCAACCCAUGUCUAUCAACCCAACAAGCUUGGUUAUACCUUUGUAGCAGAGGCUAUCACACCUGAAUCACCCCCUGUUGGUGCCAAGUGGAGGAUGCGCUUGAUUGGCUCAAGGGAACUCCUUCCAAAACUGUCCCGUGAGACUCCCCUCAACAUAUUCUCAGUUAAGGAAUUCAGGGAUUAUUACAUUCCCAAUGACAAAAACCUCAUCUGUCGUUAUCAUGUGCAGGUGACAGCAGAUGUCCUAGGAACAAUUCAGUUUCAGACUUCCAGGUCAGAUGUGUUGAUCCGUCUGUCCAUUCUGGACCAGGAGAAGGAGGUGGCCGGAAUCACCGGGAAGGGCCAUGUGGUAAUUCCUGUGUUCUGCUUCCUGCCUAAUAAAGCCACCAGUUGCACAGAUGAGAAAAAACAGAACCAGAAGGGAUCCCCAUCCCAGGACAAGGGAGUCACAGUGGUAGACACUCCCCAGCAAAUAGAUGAGGAAGUGGGCACAGCUGGGAAAUCAGACUCCUCGUGUGACCAGUCCAAGCCUCCCACAGAGACUUUGGGUCAUAAGUAUGUGUUGCAGGCAGAGGUGCUUUAUAAAAGCUGGAAUUUGGAUGAAUCUCAACUGGCUUUUGUCCAUAUGCUCAGAGACUUGGAGAAGAAUGAAAUGAGAGUAUACAAGCUUGAGGACUUGAACCGUUCAUCCACCACCGACACACCGCAGCAUCGUGGGCCCAAAUCUGACAUACCCAAAGCCAACCGCAAAGGGGAAGUUGACAAGGAGAAGGGGAAGCCAGCUGCCAACUCUAAAUCUAGCUCCAGGCAGGAAACGAGCCUUGACCUGACUAAGGCGAACUGGACUCUGCGUGUGGUCAGUGACAAGAGAAAAACAGAGAGCAUUGAGGUGACGAAGGACACGGAGAGAAUGGACCAGAUUAAAGCCAUUAAAAAAGCCUGGGAAAUGGCUGAACCAGGCCGCUGUGCUAAGGCUUUAGAGUCUCGUCUCAAGUUUCUCAACCAACUCCAACAUCAAGCAGGCGAUGAAACAACCACAGAUGGCGCAGAGAACAGAGAGCCAGCUGCUUCCAGAUCUGAUCCUGGCACCGCUCUCAGUCCAUUUAAUCCACAGCUGACCGAUGCCUCAUGCUCCCAUUCUCCCAUGGACUACACUCCCUUCAUCAGACGCCAAAUGGAUUUUCCAGUGCUGAUGGACUCUCAGAUAGAGGAGAUCCGGCUGAGGGAGCGCCUAGAAAAGAUCCAGACUUACCGGUUGGUCCGAGACAAUGUGCUGGAGCAUCAGAAACAGCAGGAGCUCAACAGGAAGGAGCUAAUGAGACACCAGCUGGAGAUGUAUGAGAACAUUCAGGCAGCCUUGUGGCAGCGGCGUAAGAAAUUCCUUGAUGCUUGCGAGGCAUUUAGAAGCCGUCAGAUGACGACCACAAAAAAGGAAGUGGAUGAGAAACAAGCUCUGGAGGAGGUCCAGCAGCCACAAAAAACAAUCUCCACCUCUGCUGCCACCCAGCAGCCCAACAAAGGUGCCAAGAGUGCUGUCAAGAAGAAAUGAUGGUCAUUGGCACUAAGUUCCAGUCUCUACUCUCCUCAGCUGACUCUUCUCCACAAGUCUGUUUAAACACUGAAGAAUCUUCAUUUAAUCACAUGUAGCAUACACUUGAUGAUAUAAUACCUGACCAAAAGAUUGUUGCUGCACCUGAUUCAGAGCUGAAUGCUUUUGCCUCUUGCUUAUGUCUUUUUACUCUAUUGAAACAUGAAACUAAGGACUCUAAAAAAAUUGUUUGUUUGUAAUGAUUUUUGUUUUCUACCAAAUAUGUUCAUACCUUCAUUUUUACUGUAUUUUGUAUCAUUUUUAAAAAAAUAUUGUCAUAGCACACAUCUAUAUCCUUAAUCUUUCAUUUAUAACCUGUAUUAACAGAGCCACUGUUGACCCACAAAACCAAUCUUUGUAGCUUUUGUUUAUUUCCAUUUAAAUAUAUAGAAUAUAAUAAACCUUACUGGCUUUGUACAUUGUUCAUUGCACUGAGAAUGUCAAGCCAUCUCACUUGCAAUGCAUGGCUUUGACUUUUUGAUGCCCAGAAUGCCUGAUUAUUUUCCACAAAUCUUUUGUUUUCUUUAAGGUCACUGUAUUGACUGUAUGACUCAAAGCAAGCUGGAUACAGCCAACCACCCACAGGCUGUAUGUAGGAGUGGUACUGAUUCAUUAAUAAAUAUUCCUGCUGAUUGAA